AUGUUUCAGGAAGUAUUCAGCAUGUCAAUAGAUCUGAAACAACAUCUCGAUGUCAUCGAUUAUUUUGGAGCUUUGGUUGUUUGGAUUAUCUUCUUCUCUUUCGUAUUCAUCGUCUCAGUCACUGUUAUUAAUUGGUGUUGCAUAGCAAAAUACGACGACGUGACAGUGUUAGAAGAGGUGAGUAUCUACUCAGAUCCGUAG
This is a messenger RNA of Haemonchus placei, 201 nucleotides long. The record is from the annotation of a GenBank genome assembly. Lineage: Eukaryota; Metazoa; Nematoda; Chromadorea; Rhabditida; Trichostrongylidae.